AUGUGGCUGAACGGUACCAAACAUCGCACGUUGACAAGUCCACCGACGUGGUGUUUAAAUCCGUACAAUUUGAAAAGUUUAAACACUGCUCCAGAAUCAACCUUCUCAACACCAGAUGGCUUACUUAUACCGAAAUAUGCAUUUUUCGAAAUGGGGAUAGUGCUUCCGCCUUGGCUGUUGCUUUCAUGGCUUCAAAUCAAUUCUCGAAUGAAACACAAACCGAGACAACUUCCACUGCCUCGAGUGCAUGCAUCGUCGGUCAAUCCGGAAAUGCCUUUGGACCUUCGAAUCCAUGCCACUGCUCUCUGCACACUCCCAUCAAAACAGAAACUACAUGAACGGUCAGAUUCAAGCAGUUGCAGAACUGAUGAGCAACAGGUAUUGAACGAAACUGUUGGAACUGGAGUGAGACAAAACCGGGUUCACUGCGAGGCCUCGCCAACACCCUUUCAGCUUCUCAGUACCUUCUGUUCUGUAAAUCAGACUAAUCGACCAAGAAAGAACUAUCUUCCGGAUUUGUGGGUCAUGGGCAAACGUGCUUUGCCCAACAGCGUACAUCAGGUCGGACAAUCUACUCCGAACAACUGCCCUGACCAAGAGAGGACCACGGAUCAUGGACACCCAAAACUAACUUCAGUCAAUCGGACCACAAUGUCUGGUCCGGGCAAACAACCAGUAACUAGGUGCUAUCAGUGUAAACUGCACUUUCCCACACUGGUCGAACUGAAUGUUCAUUUUGUUUCCGAGCACGCUUGCAUUCUUCGGGAGGAAAUGGAACGAACUAAGUCGUGGAAGUCUCACGCAAUCGAGGAGUUCUACUUUCCAGAUAUGGAGUCUCACUCACUGGCCAGAUCAAUGAACACUAACGGAUACCCGUGUCCUUUGUGCAACUAUUGUGCUAAAUGGCCCACAGAAUUGCAAAAGCACAUCAUGGUCCACUCUAAAGAACGUCCCCAUCGGUGUAUCAUAUGCGGUCUAUCCUACAAAUGGAAGUGGGAUUUGGGUCGUCAUUUUGAUAAGAGUCACCAUAAAUCUAUGAAUCCCUAUAAGAAAAACGGGAUAAAUAUCGGGAAGUCUCGGGCUUUGAUCAAAAGAGAGCAAAGAUACCGAAAGCCGACGAAACUGCAGACUCCUGUUUUGUGUGGACAGAACACCGGUGUGAACAAUUCUUCCUUCCCACUAAAUGAUCAUUCUACUCGGCAAGAGGGAUUCGCGGGAUAUACGGUACCGAGGGAAUGGAACUGGGUCGAUGAAGAAAUCCUUCAGAACCAUAUGCAAUCCAUAGAAAAUUCAUCUUUGUGAUUGAAAGGACGCGUUCCCAUUUCGUACAACCUGAUAUACCUAAAAAACACACGCCAUUUCUUGAUGUUUUGUCCUCAUACAUUCCCUAAACGUGGACACAGUGAUAGUCCUUGC
Opisthorchis viverrini is the source of this 1416-nucleotide messenger RNA. RefSeq lists its product as hypothetical. NCBI's taxonomy places the organism in Eukaryota, Metazoa, Platyhelminthes, Trematoda, Opisthorchiida, Opisthorchiidae. Gene Ontology annotation, biological process: regulation of transcription by RNA polymerase II. Gene Ontology annotation, cellular component: nucleus. The record is from RefSeq and is a predicted model, not a curated record. Bases 1 to 1302 code for a protein of 433 amino acids. The transcript is spliced from 2 exons. Gene Ontology annotation, molecular function: RNA polymerase II transcription regulatory region sequence-specific DNA binding; DNA-binding transcription factor activity, RNA polymerase II-specific.